Messenger RNA from Paramecium sonneborni, 180 nucleotides. NCBI's taxonomy places the organism in Eukaryota, Ciliophora, Oligohymenophorea, Peniculida, Parameciidae. The record is from the annotation of a GenBank genome assembly.
AUGAUGUAUUCCAUAUUUCUCUAAUUGACUCAAUUUAUAUUUUUUUAUUCCAACAAUGAUAAUAAUGCCUAUUCUGAUGGGGAUACAUUGGUCUUAUGUACUUUCAAUAUUUUUAUUCAUGAUGUUCAUAAUUGGUUAGGAGUACUUUUUUAUUUGGAAAACAAAUAUGAUAAUUGGUGA